AUGGAUAAUCGUUCUCAAACCCUUCUUCUACAAACUCGGCAAGAACCCAAUAAUACUCUCAAUGUUAACAACUGUUUCCUCAAUUUUGGAACCUUUAACAUCGACGAUUGCAAAGCACCAGCAGAUCAUAGUGAUCUCAAAUAUUCCUCUGUACAAAUUCAGAAGACUCCAACUCCUCAGACCUUUCCUCUCGGAAUUUACUAUAAACAGAGUCGAGAAAGAGAAACAACAACAACUUCAUCGUCGUCGUCGUCCUCAUCCUCCUCUGUUAAUUUGCCAACAUCCCACGAGAAUCUUGAUGGCUACGAUGCAAAUUGGUCACCAAUUAACAGCUUAAACCCCAGAAAGGAUAUCCGGGCUCGCCCUAAUUUCUGCAGUAAUGGUGGACCCGGAAACUCUGCUUCUCAAGAUUCAUUUUUUAGCACGAAUUCUGUGCCGGCCAGCCCUUACCCUAGUAGUUCUUGCUGUUUGAAUUCGUCAAUUUAUGGAAACCAAGGCCUCUGUUAUCCUUCCGGGAUGCAAUACUCUUCAAGAAGUAAUCCGGGUUUCUUCAGCCCCGGAUUUCAGGAUCAGGGAAUGGAAGCUCAAGCUCAACCUCCUCCUGUUUAUGCCCAAAGUUGCGAGAAUUCUUCUGAUUUGCCACCAGGGUUCAACGUUCUUGAGUUGGCUAAGUGCCCAGUUCGGUCUGGAUAUUUGAGGAGAAUUCUUGAACAGGGGAGAUAUGUAAGAGUAAUGUUGAAACAGGUUGUUCCAUUAAUCUUUGAGUUGAUGUCUGACCGCAAUGGAUCUCGUGUAUUCGACGUUCUACUCGAUAAAUGCGAAAAUUGUGAUCUUGCUGCAAUUGUCAAGAAAAUUGCUUCAGAUAGUGAAGCUUUUGUUGAUUCAGCAGACAAGGAAACGGGUUCCAGGUCAAUCCAGAGACUAAUCAAGAGGCUCAAGAACACAGGGUUUGAGUCUACAGUUGCAACGGUGCUGUCGAAAUUCGCCGUAAGAAUGAUGACUCACAAGAUUGCAUCCCAUGUUAUUCGCCAGUGCUUUUGUUCUUGGGGUGAGCCACAGAAUUCUGCUCUACACGACAGCCUGUUCAGGGAUUUCAAAGAGUUGGCCAUGGAUCCUAUCGGGUGCCUUACCAUCAACAAUUGGAUCGACAACACGCCUGGUUCCCGGAGACCACAUCUCCUGGGUCUCGUCGCCAAAGAAGCGCGUUCGUUGUCACGCGAUCCAUCUGGCAAUUUCGUGGUGCAACAUGUCCUCAAGCUCGAACUCGAAUCGGUAAACAAGGCAAUAUGCCUGAAUCUUUCGGGGAUGUUUGUGGAGCUUGCUCAGAUGAAAGGAGGAAGCCACGUCGUGGAGAAAUGCCUUGAACUUUCCCACCUUGGGCGCGAGUUUGUGACUGAGGAGAUUUCCAGGAACACGAGAACUCUGUUGAUACUUGCUAAAGAUCAGUUCGGGAACUAUGUGGUUCAAAAAGCAUUGAUGCUUGCAAAGAGUUAUUCCCAGCGUCAGGCCACUGUGGAUGCCGGCGCCAUCGCGGGUCUCCUUGUGAUGAGAGAUUCUAAUGAACCAAGUCUUGCUGCCAUUUGUCACGCCCUGGAAAGCCAGAAGAAUACCACCGCAAGUGAAGGUGAAAAAAAUGUGCUGGUAUUUGAUCUUGGCGGGGGUACUUUGGAUGUUUCUAUUAUCACCAUCGAAGAAAACAUAUUUGAAGUGAAGGCCACUUCCGGAAACAAUGAUCUCGGGGGUGAAGAUUUCAAUGGCAGAAUGGUGAAUCAUUUCGUUCAGGAAUUCAAGAUGAGAAAUGGGAUUGAUAUCAGCAUUGGAAACAAUUUCAGGGCUCUCAGGAGGUUGCGCAAUUCGUGCGAGAGGGCAAAGAGGAGCCUUUCAUCUACUGCUCAAACCACAAUUGCCAUUGACUCUUUAUAUGACGGGAUUGAUUUUUACUCCAGCAUUACUCGUUCCCAAUUCGAAGAAAUUAACCUGGAUUUAUUCAGAAAAUGCAUGGAGCCAUUGGAGAAGUGCUUGAGGGAUGCAGGGAUGGAAAGAAAUUCCAUCCAUGAAGUUGUCCUGGUUGGUGGAUCAACCCAAAUUCCCAAAAUCCAGGAACUAAUCCAGGAUUUUUUCCAGGGGAGGAAACUGUUUUCUCAAAGUACUGUUCAGCCUGAUGAGGCUGUCGCGUAUGGAGCAGCAGUUCAAGCUGCAAUAUUGGCAGGCGAUGAUUCCUCCAUUCAAGAUCUCCUGCUUUUGGAUGUCAUCCCUCGCUCUUUAGGCGUGGAAACUAUUGGUGGUGUCAUGACAGUUUUGGUUCCAAGGAGCACCACGAUUCCUACCAAAAAGCAGGCACUGAUCUGCGUUGGAGGUAGUGCGAUAAAUGUAUACGAGGGGGAGAGAACAAGGACCAGGGAUAACCAAAUGCUUGGUAGGUUCAACCUUCCAGGUCCUUCAUCAAAUGAUCCUAAUAAGAUGAUCUUAAUAUCCUUUGAUCUAGAUGCCAGAGGUAUUCUGAAUGUGCAUGUUGAUGGAGUACAUAAGGAAAAAGAGUCCUUCACCAUCUUGGGAGAGGGUAGAUUAUCCAAGGAUGAAAUGGAGAGGAUGAUUCGGGAUGCACAGAAGUACAAGUUUGAGGAUGAACAACACAAGAAGGCGGCCUCGGCCGAGAAGAUUGAAGCCAAGAAUGCUCUCCAGAACUAUGCAUAUAACAUGAAGAACAUGGCGAAGAAGAUCGAGGAUGCAAUCGAGGAGAGGGUCCAAUGGCUGCAAUGCAAUCAACUCGCCGAGACGGAUGAGUUUAGGGAUCAACUAAAUGAACUGCAAACUAAAUGCAACUCCAUCAUUGCAGAAAUGUACCGAAGAGGUUGA
Molecule: messenger RNA, 2856 nt
Organism: Oldenlandia corymbosa var. corymbosa
Lineage: Eukaryota; Viridiplantae; Streptophyta; Magnoliopsida; Gentianales; Rubiaceae
Source: the annotation of a GenBank genome assembly